GUUGGUUCCUUAAAUGUCAUAUUCUUUGGGUUGGUUGUUUACUUAUAAAUAUUUUAAAUUCUAAAUAAAAUAAACCAUUUUAUAAACUUGUGUAUGUUGAAGAUACGAAUUACAUUUAUUAAUUGAGAUAUGGCUGAUGUGGAGCAACCCAUAUUUAUAUUGCCGAAGAAACGUAAUGGGAAAAAACAGAGCCCUGUAGCAAACCAUGUAGACCAUAUCCUAGGUGUACAGGGAGCUGUAGAUGGAGACUUGCACACAAAAUAUAAAAAUGACUUAUCACCAGUGUCUGAACACGAAUACAAUGGUAUCAUACACUCAACAAUGGAAGGAUUAAAAUCGAAUAUGAAAAUUAAUCUUCCUAUAAUCAAUGAUGUACAUGAUGAAGACAGGAAUGGCCAUAGUGUAGAUGAAAACAGAGAUUCAUCCAAGUUUCAAAAUUACAAAAACAGUUAUCAAGGUCUUAACAAUAGUCGUGAAAUAAUUGACCUUUCACCUAUCUAUGAAAACUCAUCUGAUGCAUGUUCUAGUCAUGGUGACUUAAGAGAGAACAAUGAAAAUGACAUCCAAAAAAACUGCAGGAACUUAAACACCGAUUUUAAUGAGAGUUCCUCGGCCACUCCUAACAGCCUCUCCCAAACACAAUCUGAAAACAGCUUCGAAAUGGGAACUCUGACAGAUAGUCUCAAAAACAGUGCCAAAAGAAAAAAACGAGUGAACAUUGUAUCUGGUAUUGGAGAAUCUGAAAAUACAGACACUGAAAUUACUGCUUUAAGAGUUGAAUCUGAAGGUUCACUUUCCCUAGAUACAUCUGUGACUGAAAACAAAGAUAGCUAUUUAACAAUGACGGGAACAAUUAAAAGAGGUAAAAAGAAAGGACAAAACAUUGAUGUAAAACUUAACAUUUCAAGAGAAGAGCUUGAAAUUAUCGAAGCAGCAAUAGUUGCAGAAGAAUAUAACAAAAUGGAUGUCUCUAAAUGUUCCAUUUACAAUGGUCUACAUAUUUUUUUAUUUAGUUUAUUAUGUACUCCAUUUGUUGUAUGUAUUUCUGCAUUGUAUUCCUUUUACAUGGGAACUAUAACAUGGUAUAAUAUUUUUUCUCAUGUGACUGAUGAAUUGAACUGUUUGAAAAAGAUUUUACUAUCACCAAUAGUAAUUUUAUCAUAUCCCUUUUUGAUAGUGAUAUUUACUGUGGGUCUAGGGUUGUAUGCUGGGAUAGUUCAGUUGACAUUCAGUGGGGCCAACUGGUGGAAAGACGUCUGUGAUUUUGAGAAAGGUUUUUAUGGUUGGCUUUGUAGCACUCUGGGCAUAUCUGAAUGCAGCCCAUAUGAAGUAGUGAUUCUGAUGGAUGUAAAACCAUCAUAAAUAUUUGUGGAUUUUCUUGAAAUUUCAAUUAAUUUUUUUAUAAGCUAACAUUGACUGAUUUCAUUUAAUUAUCAAAAUUUCUCCUUUUCCAUUGUAAUUUUAUAAUUACCAACUUUAUGGUUACUGUUCUUUCUUCUGAAUGCAAAGAUUUUAUGAGAUUGUAAAUUAUGGAAUGCACAAAUGAUUCCAUAUUUAUUAAAUCAGAAUAAUGAGUAUAAUACAUUUUCUUGUAUUUUGUUCUUAGAUUGAAAUAGUAAAACUUGUUUUGUUGCUCAAUCUUCCACUUUUAUAAUAUAAGCAAUUACAUUUUCUAGUCAAAUGUACUGAUUUAUAGGUUAAGAAUAUAACAUACACCAUGUACCCAUGUUUUUACAUAUCUUUUGUGUUAUUGGAAUUUUAGUUGAUAAGGUAUUUACCUCAAUUUUGAGGAGUAGUUAAAAUUUAUACCGCCUAAUUAAUUUAUAAUAAUGCAUUAUUAUGUAAUUAAUAUACAAAAUGGUUCUGCUUGAUAAGAUUUAUUGAUACUCAAUAACUGUAGCAUGUUUGGCAGCAUAAUUUCUAAUGUAAUUCAUAAUUUAUACAGUUGUUCGCAAGCAUGUGAUAAAUAAUCAACAUUCUAUAAUAUGAAGACUGAUGUAUUCUAGUCACUUUGUGUAGUCAUUUUCUAUGUAAUAAAAUAUUUUAUAAACUGCUCGCUUUUUCUAAAACAAGGUACCUCUAAAGAAAGUAAUGAAAUUAUAAUAAUCACUAAAUUGAACUAAUAGUCUCAUGAUGAGUCUUUUGGGUGACUCUGUUCUUGUUUUGUUUGAUUUUGAUUAAACUCAACAUCUAGUCUCUCUUUUGCUCUCACUAUUUUUGAUUGUAAAUAAAAAGAGCCACCUUUCGCCUUAUCAUUUACUGUAAACAGGUGUUCAUAAUUUUUCUUGACUUGUUCUGGGUCUAACUUGUCUAGAUUCAAAAUUUGCAUAGCUUCUUCUAAAGAAAGGCCUGUUGAAGCAUUAGCAGCGGCUCUUCUAGCACCUUCUGGACCACCGCCAGCCCUUUUAGCAGCUUCUUGAGAUGCAGCUAUUUCUUGCUUCAAAGCUCGCGCAAAGGCUUUUCCGACUACUUGUGCACCCAAAACUAUAAUUUGUGCAAUAUAUUUAGCCAUUUUUAGUUGGUAAUAAAACAAGGUUGUUCAACAACAUUACGACAUAAAAAUAAUGGCAAAAAAUUAGAUGAUCCUCGAAGAUGGAUCUUGUUCGGAAAGUCGUAAAACUUCAAAAUUUUUUAGGUUAUUUUCGUUUUAGUACUGCCUGGUUAUUCUUCGUUUUACCCAAGUUGACGAUAUGU
This is a messenger RNA of Diatraea saccharalis (sugarcane borer), 2694 nucleotides long. The record is from the annotation of a GenBank genome assembly. NCBI's taxonomy places the organism in Eukaryota, Metazoa, Arthropoda, Insecta, Lepidoptera, Crambidae.